GGCAGUUAGUAUCCCGAGAGCGGUUGUAGUUAGUAGUGGUGAGUGCGCUGAGCUGCGGCGGUUCACUCAGUGUCGUGUUGUGGCGGACCUGCCUGCUGGGUUAGCUCGCGCUCCUCACGUGACAUAGUGUGGAAGAGUGCGAGUUUCCACACGUGCUCCCUCUCUCACUCUCUUCUCUUUCCCGUACUUUCACGGAAUCAACAGAUCGGGAGUGCCGGAUAUCCUGUAGUACCGUUGUGUGUAGCAGCCGUUGGGGCAAAAUUAUCAAGAAAGACUAAGUAAUGAAUUAGAUUUCGUCGGAAUCUCAUCAAGAAACGUCCAUUCAUCAUAAGCAAGACCGGCGGAGUGUCGUGCGGACUGGACUCUCCUAGAUUCGGAAUAAAAAAGGAAAAAGAAGAAGAAGAAAACACAGCCUAUUCUUCUCGCUGUUUGAGCCCGGUUAUCUCAGAGCGCGAUAGUUGGAGCGCCGAAGACAAGCGCCUUAUCGGGAAACCUCCUGCGCCGCGACGAGUGACAAUAUCUCGUCUGACAACCUCUCCCCCCCCCCCUCCUCCUCCCCCUGGGUGUCGAAGCCCCGUGGGAGACGACUGUGACCCGAGGUGAGGUCACGGGAGAAGGACGUUUGUGAUAGACCGGAGACCCUGGGGACUAACCCGGCGUGAGUGGCCUGCGUCAUGCGGUGCGCCUCGGCACGCUUCCUCAGGCAUGCCUUCGACCUGCUUCUGUACACGUCAGUGGCAGCAGCCCUGGCUCUGACCUUACUGGGCGUGGUGAAUCCAGCCAGCACCAAGAUAUCCUGUGAUGACCCUUCCAUCAGGAUGCCCUACAGUGGCGACACCAUCACUGUCACCAUGCUUAUUGUGGUCACCCUCAUCGUCCCAUUUUUUGUUAUGACAAUUGUGGAAUGGGCAGUCCCUCCCUCUGGUCAAAGCUCCCCCCCGCUGCGUGAAGGUCUUAGCCGUAGCUGGAGCUACACUGGGGACAUUUUUGUUGGGGGUCUCUUCAUGUUCUUCCUCAAUGAUCUUGCAAAGACCACUGUCGGUGAGCCAAGACCACACUUCUGGGAUACCUGUAGGCCGAACAUAACAGCAGAGCAGUGCAGACAACCAUUUGUGAUUCUCUCAUGGCGUGAUUGCACGAACCCCCUGAAGCAGUCACAUCCUCGCCUCAUAGAUUCCAUGAAAUCGUUUCCAUCUGGUCAUGCAUCUUUAUCUGUCUUCUCAUCCAUAUUUAUGAUGGUAUACAUCAAGCAAAGAAUAUGGGGACGUUCAUCUCGGCUGUUGGCACCAUGGAUACAACUACUGUGGGCAGUGUGGACCUUGUAUUGCUGUCAGUCCCGUAUAGCAGACAACCGACAUCACUGGUGGGAUGUUCUAGCUGGAGGCAUUUUAGGGGCAGUGAGUUCCUUUUUAACGCUGCACUAUUUUUCAAACUGGUUCAAGAGAGAGGAUGACUUAGGAGUCCCAGGUGACCCAGGUUACCAUCGUCAGGAGGAGAGAGCUUCUCGUUAUUCCCGUACCUCAAUCAAACGUCUGAUUUCAAGUAAUUCAGACAUGGAUAACCACAAUGACCUUCGUUUAGGUGACCGGGAACUAAGAGACAUUAAUGGCACACCAUAGCUGAUAUUGUAAUAUGUUUUAGUCACAAAUCUAACAUUUAAUUGCAGUAUGUGUAUAUAUAUUACGUCUACUUUUAAGUUUGUAAGAUAUGAUUAAAAGCCUAUAUUUUUGUAAUGUACGUAUGUUUACCUCUGUUCUGUGUAAUGAAAUUAUCUCCACAGUUUUACUGACCAUUGGAUGAAGCCAGUAACAUUAUUAUUACUUUUAUUUAUUUUAAAUAAAAGUAUUAGUAUUUAGUAUUUUCACCACAUGAAAAUAUUAUUUAGAUAACACGUGUUAAUUAUGUAAUAAAAAGGUGAAGUAUUAUAAUUGUAUUGUAUAUUUCAUUAAUUUGUAUAAUGUCUGGAAAUCCUACAGGCAAUAGGAUGACAGUAAUAUUGAUUGUAAGAAUUAAAACUUGAUUUACUAUGUUUUUUUAUCUGCGAAGUUUGAAUAUAUGUAACCAUUUCUGCUGAAGUACUUUAUAAUAUUCAUAUUUGUGGGGGACUAUAUAUAAAUAAUAUAUAUAUAU
This is a messenger RNA of Penaeus chinensis, 2130 nucleotides long. RefSeq names its product phospholipid phosphatase 2-like. Gene Ontology annotation, molecular function: phosphatidate phosphatase activity. The coding region runs from base 675 to 1619 and encodes 314 amino acids. The record is from RefSeq and is a predicted model, not a curated record. NCBI's taxonomy places the organism in Eukaryota, Metazoa, Arthropoda, Malacostraca, Decapoda, Penaeidae. The transcript is spliced from 7 exons. Gene Ontology annotation, biological process: phospholipid dephosphorylation; phospholipid metabolic process; signal transduction.